Messenger RNA from Dimorphilus gyrociliatus, 4990 nucleotides. The record is from the annotation of a GenBank genome assembly. NCBI's taxonomy places the organism in Eukaryota, Metazoa, Annelida, Polychaeta, Dinophilidae.
AUACACCCAAGCAAGUACAAAUAUGGCGGCUUUUGCUUUGCAAACGAUGCUCUAGUCUAUAUUUUUUUUUUUAUAUCAAUCACUGUAAUACUUAAUGGAUGGACAAAGCAAAAGCUUAGAUGCUUAUUAUGAAGACGAUCUUCGUCAUUAUUAUAAACCAGCUCCCUACGUAUCGGAUAGAAUUAGGGCAGUUGACAUACUACCCAUUUUGAGAGAGAGAAUAGCUUAUUUGUCCGGUGGAAGGGACAGAAGGGGAGGCCCUAUACUGACAUUUCCAAACCCUUCAAAACUUGACAAACUUUCAUCGGAUGAAAUAAAAGCUGUUGUUUGUUAUUUACUGGCAUUACCCUCAGCUGACGUGAAAGAAAAAGGAUUUGCCGUUAUUGUUGACAUAAGAAAUGGUAGUUGGAGUCAAGGCAAACUAAUCCUAAACGUUUUGCAGGAAACUUGUCCUCAUGAAAUUUAUGCUACUUUUAUUCUGAAACCUGAGAAAUUCUGGGAGAAACAAAAAGCUAAUAUUGGAUCUUCUAAAUAUAAAUUUGAAACUCAUUUAGUUUCCGGGGAGCAAUUACACAAAUUUAUACAACCUGCUCAACUAACUGAGGAUAUCGAUGGAAUUUUAAGAUAUAACCACGAAGAAUGGAUGGAAAUUCGCGUGUUGGCCGAAACUUUUGCGUGGAAAGCUCAAGAUCUUCAUACGAAAAUGGAGCAAUUAAAAUCUCUGUUAACCGAAUACUCUCUGCCAGAUGAUAUUAACGAGUCGAAACGUGUUUUGGAGGAGCAUGACACGUUCAUAAGAAUGAGAGUGACUAGGUCCCCUGUUGAAGUUUUAGACAGCGAAGGUCAAAAGAUCUUGGACAAAAUAUGCGAAGUUUCUAGUAGCUAUGAUCAAGGUGGUGCUUGUACAACGGGUUCAUUACCGCAUGAUUCAAGAAUGGUUUCAAAUGCUGAUCUACAAAAUCUUGCUCCGAAAGUGUGGGCAAUGGUUGAAAGACUACAUCAGAGUAAACAACAGCUGGUUCAAUUGUGGCAUAAUAAGAGAUCUAAGUUAGAACAAUGCGUUCAGCUAAACAUGUUUGAUCGAGACACUGAAAAGCUCUACGAUUGGAUGAGCGCCAAAAAACAAGAAUUCUUAAUUGACUACACAAUAAUCGGCUUAAAUAUGAAAGAAACAAAAGAACUACAAGAAAGACACGCUCAAUUUACAUCAAACGCUAUGAACGCCUACGUAGAAGUGAACAAAGCGGCUACAGUUGCUCAAAAACUAUGUGAAUCUGGUCAUUACGCUUCUGCGGGAAUCAAACAGCAGGCUAAUAAGUUAAACAAAGAAUGGCGGAAUUUGGCUGCCGCAAUGGAUGAUAGGACAACAGUUUUAACUCUUAGUCAUAGUUUUCAUUGGAAAGCUGAGGAUUAUUUAAACUUUCUACCUAAUUGGAUAAAAGAGUGUGAGAAUCUGCAAAUACCCGAGGAGGUGGGCCGCUUAGAAGAUGGGAUUCAUCAACACCAGGCUUUGUGGGAUUCUAUUAUGCAAAAAUAUUCAGAAGUUUGCGAUGAUAGUAAGUCAUUACUGAAUAUUUUGCAAACUCCUGUUUCAAGUGGCAGUGACGAUUCCCUGACGGCAAAGGCUGAUUAUUCAGCAGGUGCCGAUCACGUGAUCAACGUUUUACAUAAGGUUUUAGUUGCUCAUAGAAACAUGGAUAACAUAUGGACUUCCGGCAAAGUUAAACUUCAUCAACGCUUGGGUUUAAAAAUGUUUCAACAGGAUGUUCGACAAGUCCUUGUCUGGCUGGAUGAACACGGCGAAGCAUUUCUACUUAAAACAAGGGCCGUUGGCCGAUCUAAACCGAAAGCUAAAACUUUGUACGCUAGUCAUCAGCAAUUCGAAAAGGUUGCUCAAAACACCAUAACUAAUGCUGAAAAAUUGCUAACGGCCGCUAAAGAACUAGCGGGAACUGGAGAAUGUAAUCCGAAUGAAAUAUUUCAAGAAGCUCAACAUUUAGAAAAGAGAAUGGAGCAUUUUCUAAAUCAAAUGCAUGCUAGAAGAGAAGUUUUAUUAGCUACAGUCGCUUUUUAUACUCAUGAAGAAGAACUGAGAAACUGGUUUGAUGAAUUAAGUAAGGAAUUAGAAUCUGAUGAGGUUGCUGAUACUUUAGAAGUUGCUGAGGAAAUGCUACAUCAGUUUGAACAACAAAAGGAAUCUACUGUUGAAGCCACGGUCAAUACUUUGACAAAUGGUGAAAGGUUAAUUGAAGAGCUACAGCAAGGCGAACCACAACCGAACAAUGAUAUUUCUCACAUUCAAAGCUGUUUAAAAUGCAUUGAAGAAAAGAGAGAAUCUCUUGAAAACUUAUGGAAUGGUCGGAAAAUGAGGUUGGACUUGUGCUUGGAGCUUAGAAUUUUUGAACGCCAAGCUCUAGAAGUAUGCGGUCAGAUGGAGCAUUGGCAAGCGGAAUUUGGCCAAGUAGAACUUCCGGCGGACGGAGAUCAAGCUCAAGCACUUUUGAAUAAUCAUGACGAUUCCGUUGCAGCAAUGCAAGCAUUUGUUUUUGAUGUACUUCAACAAGGACUUGAUUUAGCUCAGAGAUUGGAUGGAAGUGGUUUAGAUUUAUCGAAGGAAGAAGGUCAAUCGGCUGCAACUAGGGUUCAAAUGUUACUUGAUUUUCUUCAUCAACGAGAAUUACAAAUAGAGGAAGUUGGAGAGGAAAAACGAAUGAGAUUAGAGGAAUUUAUCCAAUAUUGUAUGUUCGAACAAGAUGCCAAACAAGUUCUCCAAUGGAUAAAAAACGGAGAUGUUAUGUUGACGGCUGGCUAUGUUUGCCCAACAAGUUUAUCUGACGCUGAAGGCUUGCAAAAGGAAUUUGACAAACUCCAUUCGGCCAUCAAGAAAACGCAUCAAAGUGCCCAAGAAUUGACCAAUAAAGCCGAAUUAUUAAUUAAUCAGGGGCAUUUUAAAAAUGAGGCAAUAAGAAAUCGCAUUGAACAUAUUACUGCCCAAUGGCAAAAGUUGACUUAUCGAGUAGAGGAAAGGAAAAAAUUAGCCAUGGCUUCCAGGAAUUACUUUAAAACAGUUGAAGAUGUCCUGUCCGUUCUACAAAAUCUUGAAAAAGAAUACGAUAAAGAAGAAGAUAUAUGCAAUUCUGAAAGGGCACUUUCCGUAAAGAAUAAGUUUGAUUAUUUAAACGUUGUAUUAGCAAGACAUCAAGAAAAAAAGGAUGCUUUUAUGAAAGCCUGUACUUUGGCAAGAAGAAUGGCCGAAGUAUUUCAAAAGUAUGUUCAUCGAAAUAUCCUCAUGUUGAAUAUGAAAUAUACAACAAAUCCUGAGGAAAUGAUUCACAAUACUUUAAAUAAACUCAAGCAACAAGAAGAUGUUGUCAUGUACAAAUGGACUAUGAGAAAGAAAUCACUUGAAGACUGCCAACAAUUUACUCUGUUCGAGUCUAGUGCCAAACAGGCAUUAGAAUGGUUCGAAGAAAUUGGUGAAAAAUACUUAACGUCAAAUCUUAAUGAAAGUGAUAAAGAUGCUUCAAGACUUUUAAACGAACAUAAUGAAUUUAAAUCAAAUUGCAAAGAAACUCAUGAAAAAGUUCUACUUUUACGACAAAUUGCUAAAUCUACACUAGAAAGUGGACAUUCUCACGCUGUUCAAUUUUCGUAUUGGGUUAAAGCUGUAGAUGGAAAAUAUAAAGAAUUUUGCGCCAAAAUGAAACAAUACAGGGUUAAAUUAGAAUCUCAAAUCAAUGGUGAUGACUCUAGUAUGAAAUCUCCUGAAGAAGCUGAAGCUGUAGAAAAAAGUUCAUUAUCUAGUGAAACGUCUGAUCGUACACUAGAGGAAAGAAUUCAACAAUCCGCGUCCAAAAUAAAUGAAGCCAAAAGAAAAUCAGCUAGAAAACGAGAGUUUAUUCUUGCUGAAUUAAUUCAAACUGAAAGGGUUUAUGUUGAUGACUUAAAUACUUGUAUAAGGUGCUAUAAACGUCAACUUGAAACGAUGCAGGAUAUACCAACUAGUUUAAUCGGUAAAGUUGAUAUUCUAUUCUCGAAUAUCGAAGAUAUUUAUGCUUUUCAUCAAAGCAUUUUCCUAAAAGAAUUGGAAAAGUAUGAAAGUAUUCCAGAAGACGUUGGUCAUUGUUUUGUCACAUGGGCCAAAAAAUUCUCAAUAUAUGUUACGUACUGUAAGAAUAAACCAGACUCUAAUCAUUGUUUGGUUAAUUGUGCAUUUGAUUAUUUUGAGAAAUUACAAUAUAAGCAAAACUUGCCUGCCCCUCUCUCCUCGUAUCUUAUUAAGCCUGUUCAGAGAAUCACUAAAUACCAGCUACUGUUAAAAGAUUUGCUCUCCUGUUGUGAUGAAGAUAAGGGAGAGUUAAAAGAAGGAUUAGAAGUGAUGCUCAAUGUUCCUAAAAGAGCUAAUGACGCUUUACAUUUUAGUAUGCUAGACGGUUACGAACAGCAUGAAUAUUUCGGUGACGUUAUUCUACAAGACUCAUUUACGGCAUGGGAUCAAAGACAGUUAAUAAAAAAGGGAAAGGAGCGGCAUCUGUUUUUAUUCGACGUCUGCUUAGUUUUUGCCAAGAAGAGUCUGGAUAAUAGUGGAAAGGCUAAAUAUAGCUACAAAUUCAAGUUAAUGAUAAAUGAAAUGGGCAAUCAUAUCAAGGAACACAUAGAAGGCGACCAAUGCAAAUUUGCUAUCACUCUCACGUCAAAUUUGUCUGAUAAUAAAAUCAUUUUAAAGGCGCCUUCUUUGGACACAAAAUUAGCUUGGACUAAAAAGUUGCGCGAACUCAUUCAGGAGCAUGUCUUUUCCUCACUACGUCGUAUUUCAAGAGAAUUGGAUGACUCCAUUUCAGUUGAUGAUCUCGGUCUUGAUUCGUCAAGGUUGCAAGCAGGUUCAAUGACAUCAGUAAAUACAAAUGCGUCCACUGGUACGUCUGACUCUGGAGGAUCUCUUUGCGGCUUACCACCACCUCCAUCCGAUUUGAGGGUAAGUAAAAAGUAG